Molecule: messenger RNA, 1997 nt
Organism: Hippoglossus stenolepis (Pacific halibut)
Lineage: Eukaryota; Metazoa; Chordata; Actinopteri; Pleuronectiformes; Pleuronectidae
Gene: serping1
Product: serpin peptidase inhibitor, clade G (C1 inhibitor), member 1
Exons: 11
Coding region: 115-1911 (598 amino acids)
Biological process (GO): negative regulation of endopeptidase activity
Molecular function (GO): serine-type endopeptidase inhibitor activity
Source: RefSeq, a predicted model, not a curated record
CAGUUUCCAGAGAACACACAGUCAGAGCAGGUGGAUGAAGUGAACAGCGGAUGUGUCAGGACAAUAACUAAUGAAAACAGGUGUCAUCAUCACUGAAGUCUGGAAAACGAAGAGAUGAGACUGCAGGCUUCACUGUUCGUCUUGCUGCUGCUCAUUUUUGAGCUUUCAUCAUGCACACAACUCCAGGUGACACAUGGUUCCUCUCUGGAGCUGUCAUGUGUCAUGUUUCAAUCUGACAUCACCGGAGCCGCCAUCACCUGGAAAUUUCAAGGUAAAGAUGUUAACCCAGAGUCGAUUGGCACUGUUCGAGUUGUAAAGGAUGGCCGGUACCUGUCUAUAUCCCCCGUGACCUCUGCCAACGAGGGCGAGUACGUGUGUUCGGUGAAGGAGAACAAUGUGGAGAUUAUAAGCUCUUUCAACAUCACAGUUAGUGUCUCAUUUGACUAUACCAUUAAGGUAUUCCAAGGCUCAGUUCUUCGCCUGCCAUGUAAUUUCCCACCCAGCAACCAAGUCUCGGCCAAUGCGUUCUGGUUCAGAAAGACGGAUGGUGGGAAGAAGAUGAGUCUGAAUCUUGAAGACGAUUCAUGGGAUGAUAAUCAGAGAUUCGAUCUGCUUUUUCCGUUUGACCACGAUCAAACCCUCCUCAUCAGAGACACUGUCAUGGAGGAUGCUGGACUUUACCACUGUGAAUCUGCUGCGGGGCAGAAGCUCAGCACCGUAUUCGUUAUUGUUGAAGAUGCUCCUGCCCCUGUUCCUUUCCACUGCAAAGACGUGAACACAGCCUGGGAGCCGUGUCAGGACGAGAGCAGUCGUACAGGAGAGCCCAUCUUGCAGGAAUCCCUGGCAGAGUUUUCCAUGAAGCUCUAUUCUUACCUCAGACAGUCGUAUCCUUCAAGCAACUUGCUCUUUUCUCCGAUCAGCAUCAGCGGGAUGUUUUCCCAUCUGUUGCUUGGGGCAAAGAAUGACACCCGCAAAGCGAUUGAGAGGGCAGUCUGUGUCCCUCACGACUUCCACUGUUUUCACUUCCACAUGAAGAAGCUGAGAGAGAAGUUGUCCGGCUCCUUGCAAAUGGCCUCUCAGAUCUACUAUAACCCAAAAAUGAAUCUGACUGAGUCCUUCACCAACCAGUCCAUUCAGUUCUAUGACGCGAAGCCCACCAGACUGCUGAACACCACCGAGGAAAACACGCAGAUGAUCAACAGCUGGGUGGCAAAUAAAACCAACAAUAAAAUCACACAGUUGGUUGACUCCAUUUCUCCCAGUACACAGCUGAUCCUGCUCAACGCUGUCUCCUUUAGCGGUCAGUGGAAGGUCAAGUUUGGUGAGGGGCCACCAAAAGGUCUUUUCACCAAACUGAAUGGGGACCUGGUGAAUGUGCCUCUCCUCUAUCAUAAGGGAUACAUGACGGCUAUGAAGUAUGUGUUGGGGUUGAAGGCACAGGUGGCGAGGUUUGCUCUCACAGGUGACAGCAGCCUCUACAUCCUGCUGCCUCGCUCCAACAAAGUGGGCGACCUGCAGCAGCUGGAGGACAGGAUGACGGACACGGCCGUGCUCCGAAUGAUAGAAGAGCUGAAAACAACAACUCCUCAGCCGGUGGAGGUUUCUCUGCCCCAGAUCAAGCUGGACGUCCAACCAGACAUGAACAUAGUUAUGAAGAAAUUAGGUCUGUCAUCACUCUUUGAGGAGGCCAACCUUUGCGGCCUCUACUCAGAGGACAGGGUGGUUCUGGACGACGCCAGACACAGGGCCUUCCUCGCACUGACCAAAGAAGGGGUAGAGGCCGGCGCCGCCACUGCCAUGGGCUUCGCUCGCUCCUUCCCUUCCUUCUCCGCCCUGCAGCCAUUCGUCAUGCUGCUGUGGAGCGACCAGGCCAAUGUGCCUCUCUUUAUUGGUAGAGUGACCGAACCGUGAGCAAGAGAGAGGGGAUAUGAGCAGGAAAGAAACUACAUGAUGAAGAAAUGCUGAAUAAUACAUUUCAAAUAAAAGUAGUUCCAUUG